CGUACAUCCUAGGCAGCGAUUUGCACCCGGAGCAGGAUCAAAGAUGGCGGGAGCCCGCGACCCGCUGGAGGACAUGCUCCUGACGGAGGUGGACGAGGCGGCCGUCAGCGACCUGCUAGGGGACCUGGAGUCCCGGCUGGGUGACGCCUCCGCAGUCUCCUUCUCUGCCAGGAAGCGGGACGCGGCCGCCGCACAACUCUCAGGAAAAGCGCGGGAUCAAGCGGGAGCCGUGGAGCCGCAACAAGGGCGUCCAAGCGCGGGCUCGAGCCGGGCACCGGGCACCGGUGAGCCGCCACCUUCCUCCUCUUCCGCUCCUGCGGUGGGAGCGGGCCUGCAGGCGGAACGACCGACUUCUCCCGCUGUUCCGUCCGGACCCGGACCUGUAACCGCCGAUGGCUUCCACCGAGCCGCGGCUCCCGGCUCUGUCCCGGCGGAUGAGGCGGCACGCUCAUCCCCCUCCGGGGUGCAGACUUCAGCGGGUUCCGUGAAGUUACCGAACUCUACCGCAGUCUCGGAACCUGCGAGUCCCGGUACCGUCACCCCGACUUCGCAGGUACCUCAGACCACGGCGUGCCCCCCCUUAACGAGCCCACAGCGUAACCACAUCCCGGCGACCAGCAUGGGCCACAACGGAGUGGACCCGAAGGGCGCCCCCACCGCGUCCGGCGCUGCCUCUCAGGUCGUGAACCACAGCGUUCCUCUGAUGCCUCCUAAGAUGCCCCCUCCCGCAGCUGCAGUCCACCCUGAAGUUGGCCAGCCCCCCAGAGUCCAGCCUGCUGUGAACGGGCUGGUGCAGCCCGCCACGUCCCCCGUGAGGACUCCUCUUCCCGGGGCCCCCGCCGCCAUCCAGCCGCAGAAAGCUGCACUAGUGGCUGGUGUGACCCGGGCUGCGGCCCCCCAGCUGACCGUUCGGCCCCAGCAGCAGCAGCAGGCCACCAUCCAGCUGCCCCCUGGCUUCACCAUCCCUCCAGGAAUGGUUUUGGUCCGAACUGAAACCGGUCAGCUGAUCUUGGUCCCACAGCAGGUUCUGGCUCAGGCACAAGUCAAGCCACAUCAGGGUCAGACGACGGUUGCUCAGAGACCGAUGACUCCCACGGCAACUCCUCCUAUCCGGGUCAGCACCGCCACCACAGUGGCAGCACCCGCCCAGACCAUCCGCCUGGCCUCCCCAGUUCAGCCCAGGAUGGCUCAGUCUCCGUCUACCACCGCUGUUCAGGCCCUCACGGUGGCGCCGGGCAGUUCUGUGGUGUCUGUGAAGAUGAGCACGCCUCAGAAGACCCAGGCUGGAAUGGCAGCAGGAGGGGUCCCUCCAGUCGAGCCCCCUGUGACCGCAGGUGCCCCCCCUGCCACUGCACCCAGCGCCAGAGUCACUGUUAUCUCGCAGGAGAUGCAGGAGAAUGUCAAGAAGUGCAAGAACUUCCUUGCGACACUCAUCAAGCUGGCAUCCCAUAAUUCCCCCUCCCCUGAGACCGCCAAGAAUGUGAAAUCCCUGGUCCAGGACCUGCUUGACGCAAAGAUUGAGCCCGAAGAGUUUACAUCCCGGCUGCAGGCCGAUCUGAAGUCCUCCCCUCAGCCCUACCUCAUCCCCUUCCUCAAGAAAAGCCUUCCCGCCCUGAGGCAGACGCUGCUCAACAGUCAGCAGUUCCUGACCCCAGUUCCACCUGUUACCUCCACCCCUACACCUGCUGCUCCAGGAGCCAUAGCUGCAACUGCCAUCCGGCCACGGCUGCCCACUGCUGCCACAGGGGGCGCUGUCCGCCUGAACCCGCCCAUAGCAAACACCACAACUCUGGCAACAGUUCGCCCAGGAGCUCAGAUGCUGCAGACUCGAUCACCUGUGGUCAUCGGUCAUCAGCUCAGACAUCCAGUGACGCUCCUGCGAGGACCUCUGUGCACGACCGGCAAAGGCCCCGUCAGCCUGGCAGCUUCAGCCAAUCAGAAAAAGCAGUGUGAUCCUGGGGGUGGGACCUUCAGAGAUGACGACGACAUCAAUGACGUGGCAUCGAUGGCCGGGGUCAACCUGAACGAGGAGAACGCUCGUAUCCUAGCAACCAGCUCCGAGAUUGUGGGCACAAAGAUCCGGUCUUGUAAAGACGAGUCUUUCCUGCCCGCUGACGUGCUGCACCGCCGCAUCCUGGACACAGCCAGGAAGCUGGGUGUGACCGAGGUGCCGGUGGACGUGGUGAAUGUCGUCUCCCACGCCACCCAGUUCCGGCUGCGCUCGCUGCUGGAGAAGGUUUCUGUGGUGGCCCAGCACCGCGCCGACGCCGUGAGGGACGAGGAGCUGUACGAACAGACGUCUGACGUGCGCGCUCAGCUGCGUUUCUUCGAGCAGCUGGAGCGACUAGAGAAGCAGCGGAAAGACGAGCAGGAGCGCGAGAUUCUGCUGAAGGCGGCCAAGAGCCGAGCCCGUCAAGAGGAUCCGGAGCAGGCGCGGCUCAAGCAGAAGGCCAAAGAGAUGCAGCAGCAGGAGCUGGCUCAGAUGAGACAGAGAGACGCAAACCUCACAGCUCUCGCCGCCAUAGGACCACGCAAGAAACGCAAGCUGGACAGCGUGGGCGGAGCUGUUUCUGGUAGUGAGGUUUCCUCAGGUUCGGGGUUGUUGGGAAGCCCCUCCCCCCGCCAGCAGCUUCGCCAGCGGAUCACUCGGGUAAACCUCAGGGAUUUCAUCCUGUGUCUGGAGCAGGACCGCAGCACGGCGCGCUCCAUGGCGCUCUACAAGGCUCUACUGAAGUGAGGAGCUCGGCCGUCAGCGCGCCUCCUGAGAGACUUCCUGAUGGAUGGCAUGAGGGGAUCGUUUAUGCUCACCAAGACGGUCUGGAGUUAGCCACACGAGCUCAUGACGCAUGUAGACAGGAAGUGAUGUCACUGACUGAUGGGAGCAUCUUCAUUCACGUCGGCGGUUUCAAACUGGAACAUUGUUUGAAGUGGUUGUCCUGCUCGUCGUGGCGUGGAGGGAACUAGCGGUCAAAGUCAAACCUCAAACUCGUCAUCCGCUCUGCCUGCAUGCAGGUGGGACAGGCAUUAAGCUGCUAACGCCUCUCAUUGGUCACCGGCUCCUCCCCCUCUACAGGAAGUGCCGACCCUCCCCAAGAGUGGGGGCGUUUGCUCGUUCUUGUGCUCUCCGGAGACCCUCAUCUGAUGGUUGGUCCAUGAGCAGUGGUGGAUUCUCAGAGAUGAAAUGAUGGAUCGUUUUAGUAAACAGGAAGUAGCCGGGUCAUGUGACAUUCCCUCACAGACCCCGCCCCCAGCAGGCGGCUCUGACAUUCCUCUUCGCCGUGGUUGCAAUGAGCCCAUCCUGCUGCUUAACUCUGGUUGUCCAGAUCAGAUGAGAUUUUUAAGGUUUUUACCCCUUUAAUGUUUUAGACUGUAAAGGUCUCCUGGCUCGGCUCGGCUCAGAUCGGCCUAAGGACUUUAUUUAUAUUUGCUGUCUGGUGGAUUUGAUGCUCCACAGGCACUUUUUCAGCAGUUUGUAUCUUUGCAAUAAAAGACAGAAAGUGUC
Messenger RNA from Oryzias melastigma (Indian medaka), 3502 nucleotides. RefSeq names its product transcription initiation factor TFIID subunit 4. The record is from RefSeq and is a predicted model, not a curated record. Gene Ontology annotation, molecular function: protein heterodimerization activity; DNA binding; RNA polymerase II general transcription initiation factor activity. Gene Ontology annotation, biological process: DNA-templated transcription; transcription initiation at RNA polymerase II promoter. Bases 44 to 2737 code for a protein of 897 amino acids. The transcript has 15 exons. NCBI's taxonomy places the organism in Eukaryota, Metazoa, Chordata, Actinopteri, Beloniformes, Adrianichthyidae. Gene Ontology annotation, cellular component: transcription factor TFIID complex.